AAAUUGCAUCCGAGCAUCGAUUCAGAUUCUUGAAAUUAGAACGUCCACUCACAGCCGCUAGUGAAAGAGCAGGGUUGAGAAGGGCCUUCACGUUCAACUUGUCAAUUUAGAUGAUUUAAUUACACUGUGGAAAACUCGAUCAGAAUGUAGCUAUACUUCGAUUGCAAAUCUUCAACGCGGUUACAUCAAGAACUGAUAGAUCUCUUGAGCUUAAUUGUAGGUUCGGUGAUAGGUUUCUAAAGUUUCAUAUUUAAGGUUCAGCGCUGCUCGUCAUUUCUCAGUCACCAUGGGUUCUCUGAUGCCCGGAUGGCAGACUCACAGACCUGAUCUUAAGCAAGCUUUGAAGCGGUCCAAAUCCUCGCUGACAAAGGACGACAUCGAUGAUUUUUGGCGGAUUAAACAGCAUUCAAUCAGAAAACAUCUACAGCAGGCCCAAAGGGAUGCAAUGAUAGCGAGAUCAAUCCAAAUCCCAGAAGAUGCGACCUCCGAAAGUGAGCUCACUUAUACUGACAGCCCGACCAGCACUAGUGAUGCAUCGACACCUACAUCAACCGCUCGGACAAUCUCCCCUGAAGAAAAAAUGGACUGGUGGACAAGAAGCCAUUGGGCAUUUCUUAACGAACCUCCGGUGAGCGAGCACAGACAGAAUAGAUACACAGCACAGUAUGACAUUCGAGGUAACAGGAGUCAUCAGGAGCAGGGCGUCGCUCGCCAAUUGAACCGGAGGAGGAGCCUGCCGAUCUUGUGACCAUAUAAUUGAGCACUCUUGAGCACCUCACGUCAUCUCAGAAAAAUGUGGUUUAACUUAAUGGGUUGCACAACGCAAUGGAAUGAUGUCCAGGAGUCCGCCCGACAGGCACAUGCACAGAUUCAUUACUGUAUAUUUCCGUGGUUACUGCUAUCCAUCUGAUUCAAUCCCCGUGCAUAUUUCAAAUCCAUUUACAUCUUCAGAUUACCGCCAGAAGAGAGUCAGUCUCAUAGCUGAUCAUAUACCCAGAUUGCCACGCAAACGCUUUGUUUGUUUGACUUGAGAACCUGUCGCUUUAUGAUUAUCAUCUAUAUCCUGAUAGAUCCAUGACAAAAGAUAGAUCAUCAUAAACUUCAACUGAGCAGCAAGUUCAGAGAAAGAAAUAGUUCAAAUCCAACCUGUGGUAGGCACAGAGACGAAAGGUGGUAUGUAAUAUACUGUAAAACACUUAUACUUUGUAAAAUACUGGGGAGAUCCAACUAUUUUCUAGGUUCGGUCUGAGCAAAUGUUGAUUACCGUAGCUGCUUGCCGAGCCUCACAGCUCUCUCCUGCAGUUUCUAAUUAAUAUUGUAAUAUAAAUUUCUUAGUGAUGAAGUUGAUUGU
Marchantia polymorpha subsp. ruderalis is the source of this 1351-nucleotide messenger RNA. Lineage: Eukaryota; Viridiplantae; Streptophyta; Marchantiopsida; Marchantiales; Marchantiaceae. The record is from the annotation of a GenBank genome assembly.